AACGUAAAAACACGCGGAAUCCUCUGGUUGUGACCACUCCUGCACAACUUGCCUUUCGCUUGAGCCAUUAUUCUGGAUAACUCUCUGACAGCUCAACUUUGUUUCAUUUCGCGUCACAUGGUGUUAAUGACUCGUUGUUUGAAGAAGAGUUGAUUAGUAAUCUGAAAGAUUUGCUCCAGUCUCUUUAAGAGAUAAAUAUUAUUUGCAUUUGGUCAUACAUAAAGUUGAAGAACUCUAAUGGCGAAAUCUAAUCCGUGGAUAAAGAAAGGGAAGCUAUUAAAUGGAGAGUUAUUUACCAAGUAUCGAAAUUAAUAGAGAAACUUCUACGGGAAGCGGAAGAUGAAAAUAAACUGGUGAGGGAUUAAAUUUUGCUUUUACAAUUUUAUCGGUUUUCUUCUUCUAUUCUUUCUUUUGAGUUUUGUGUGGUGGUUAUUAUUUACCCCAAUGAGCAAGAGAAGAAUGAAAACUUUUCUGCAUGUGUUUUGAAUUGAUUGAUUGAUUCGCUCCCCCAACUCAAAAAAGAUUGAACGUUAUUCAUCAAUGGACUCAUUCAAAGGCGGGGGAAGGAAUGAUUGAUUUUGAAAAAAAGUUCACCGACGAAGAAGAAUUCCAGACGGUGACAGAAAUCCGUCCGUCGCUUCUUCUGAGCGGCGGGGACGCCAUGAACGGCGGGACGAGCCUUUACGAGGAGUCCAAUACGAGCCGUACCAGCGGAGAAACCACAACCACCAACAACGGCUCGGCGGCUCUCCAACCCUUGCAUAUCCCUGCCAAGCGACUCACUCCUAACAACAAUCUGGCCGUCACCUACGCCACAACGGAUUGCAACGGCGGGGACAGCUCUGCGGCCUCUGGAGUCAUCCGACACGGUGGACAGCCGGGCUGGAAUGCCGCCUACUCACCGGAGGCCCAUUCGGCAUUCGUGGAUGCACACCACGUUCCUCAGUACAACCAUCAGCCUUUGUGCCGAGACAGCGUCGGUUAUUACUACAACACCACUAUCGACCGCAAGCCACCGCAAACUUCUUCCAUCAAAUUCUGGCCCAAUUCUUACGAUGCGGGUCCCAGUACUGUUACACCGGUUCCGGCCGAUACCUGUCAAUCCUUCGCUCCACAGACUUGGUGCAAUUAUUCACCGUAUUCAGGGACUAGGGUCCAUCCCGGCCAUAUGGAACCUCACACACCUCAGCCUGUAUCUUAUUUCCCAACAGCAGAAGAUAGGCCUAGAGUUCCCGGUGCCAUGGAUAGUUAUCCACAGACUGAUGCAUAUGGGCUGCGGAGUUUCCCCACCGAAGUACACUGCCCUACAACUUUCGUCCAGUCUGGUUCAGGAGGAGAAACUAUGACUACAACUAAUCCUUUGGAAUGGACAGGCACAGUGACCGUGCGGAAGAAACGAAAACCUUAUUCCAAGUUUCAGACCCUUGAAUUAGAGAAAGAGUUCCUUUUCAAUGCUUAUGUCUCUAAACAGAAGAGGUGGGAGCUCGCUCGAAAUCUGAACCUCACUGAGCGCCAAGUGAAAAUAUGGUUUCAAAACAGAAGGAUGAAAAGCAAAAAGACGAGCCAGAGGAAUGCAGAAAAUAACCAAAAUAAUACAAACACCAACAGCAACAAUAAUAGUCAGCAGCAUAGUGCUGCCGCCAAAUUGAGUGCAUAAUUUCAAGAUGCUGUGGUUGGUUGUAUCUGAUGAAUCUUAGUACUGAAUGCAUUGUAACUAUAAGAAUAAUUUACAGCAAACUGAUGAUGAAACUCAAUCUAGAGAUUAGGAAAUUUGUAGUUCUCAUUUCUCGAAAGGCAUUUUUUUUAUGCGUGUUUAACACCAGAUAGAAUCAUUUAAAACAUCUGGCUAUAUUUUAAAGAUAAUUUCGGAGGAAAAUUUAUUAGGGGAUCAUAUAAAAAUUAUAAUUUUGAAAUUCAAAUGUUAGAUUUUGGUUAGAUUUCAUUAAUUGAUAAGGGCUUUUGCGUUAAGUAAUAAUUGAAGAAAUUUGGCAUUUUUAGGUGAUAAUAUUGAAUAACUAAAAUCAGUGUCGCAACUAGGCAGAUAUAGCAGGUGUAAAAGGACAGUGUCCAGAAUAAAGGUAGGUGAUCUUAAACUUUCAUUUCUGAGUUUCGAGGUACCAUAAGGAGAUCACAUGCCUAUAAAAGGUAAGUUGCGGCACUGGCUAUAAAUGGCUUUAAUUUUCUCUUUAUUAAAUUGAUACAAAUGUUAACAACAAUAAAAAUAAUGCUUUCUUUAAAGAAAAGAGGUUUUAAUUUUUUAAUUUCGUAACAUAUAUUUUUCUAAUGCCCUGAAUAUUCCCAUGCCUUCAAAUAUGCCUAUUCAUGCCAUUUCAAACCGUUGAAACAUUUUAAAAUUUAAAAAUAUGUUAUAUGAAGAGAAAUAAAAAUAAUCUUCUCUUUCUCAUUUUUUAAAAUUUUUGUUUCGAAAUGACAAUUACAAUCUAAGUUUUUUAUGAAUUGAAUUUUUCUAUUAACCUUUUCAGAACUCGUUAAGUUUUUUCGCUGAAAAAAAUUAGUGGGGAAAAAAAAAAAAGGAAAAAUUGUUCCAAGAAAAUGAUGAGGUUACAGAAUUUUUUUCUGUUUAAAAGUCAAAUAAAUUUGAUAAAUUUUCAAAAAAUUUAUAAUUUGAAUCAACUUUCAUUUCAAAGACAUUCAAUUAAUUCGUGCAAUUUUGCAGGCAAUAAUGCAAAACCAUUGUUAGAUAAAAACAAAUUCUUAAUUACAUUAAAUAUGAAUAUCGGGGCUGAUUUCUUUAAGUAUAAAGUUUACAGGCAAAUUCCUAAAGAAAUCAAAGAUACAACGUGGGUAAUUUAUUUUUUAAAAUGUUUCGAAGUUAAAUCAGAUAAAAUUCCAUAGUAAAAUAUUCAGAAUUUCACGGCGAAUAACCGCAAAUACACCUGAGAACUCUUGUUAUAACAACUGCCUCAAAAAACUGAGAACUGCAAACGUCCUUCAUUCUUACUGAGUUUAAACAGAACCUGCCAAAUCAGAAUCAGCGGCGUUACCAGAAGUUUUUUCAAUGUGGAACCUAUGGGCAAAGGAUACAACUAUUGAAGACCUACUUAAAUUAUAAAUAGGAGUAGGUCUUAAAAAAAACUCUGAAUGUAAAAACGUUUAACGUGAAAUACUUUUGCCAUAAAAGGACACUCAACUUGAAAGUUCUUAUAUGACUCAUGAUUUGAAGUUCAUUUGGUCAAAUGAUUAUCAUUCGCAGAAUUGUACUUGAUGUAUAAAGUGGGACAUAUUCGUUGUACAAAAACAAACAAUGGUCGAAGUGCAGGAUACUUUCGACUUUUCAUCUUUAUUAGAAAGCAUUUAUUUAUUGACUUGGGAGCUUUGAUUCGUUUUUGCUUUUUCGAUUUUAUGUCAACAGAGUGUUUCUAAACUAUUAGCUGUAUAGAAGGUAUUUAUCGUUGUUUUGAUAGUGGAAGAAUUGAAAAGAACAUUCGAAGCACAAAUUUUUAAGGUGAAAAAGAGCCUUGGUUUUGUUGAACAGGCUUAUUUCUGCUCAUAGUAUAGGUAUCUUUAAAAAGUUUCACCAGCCAUUUUACUGUAGAAGUGUCAUGUACUAAAAAAUGCAUUGUGUACUGAGGAACAUUUGAAUGUGAAAAAAUAUUUGCAUAAGAUAUUUUUAUAGUGCCAUCUAUAGAUGUAAAGUUCACGAUUUAGAUACUGUGUAAAUUCUAAGAUACACAUUAAAUUAAUUUAUUUUGCAUCUAAGAGUUAUAUAUUGUCACAUAAUUAAUAAGCAUUUAGACAAUUCAUAUAAUGCUGCUGAUAUAAAAGAUUGGAUCAAAAUAUUACUUUUGUCAAAUUAAUGUGCAUUUUUUAGACAAGUAAAUGGUAUACAAGAUCUUGUAAAAUUCUAUGAAUUUUUUAUAAAAACUCAAGAAUUUUUCCUGCAUAGAAAAAAAAAAUGCAUCUAGACUUUAAUUUUAUUAUUUUUCUCCUUUUAUUGUUGUUCAUUCAAUUUUUAUAUUGGAAAAGUGGAGUAAAAAUUAGAUAUUUCUUGCUGUCAUUUUUGUUGAUUACCUUUAAAAAGCAAAAUAUCCUUUUUUAAGUAUAAAAAUACUGUAAAUCUAAAAGGAAUUUUAACAUAUGAAAAAAUUACAGUUUUUAUAUUUGGAAUUAAAUUUUUAAAUAAAUAUAAAAUGAAAUAA
Molecule: messenger RNA, 4160 nt
Organism: Argiope bruennichi
Lineage: Eukaryota; Metazoa; Arthropoda; Arachnida; Araneae; Araneidae
Product: homeobox protein abdominal-B-like
Exons: 3
Coding region: 569-1657 (362 amino acids)
Biological process (GO): regulation of transcription by RNA polymerase II
Cellular component (GO): nucleus
Molecular function (GO): DNA-binding transcription factor activity, RNA polymerase II-specific; RNA polymerase II cis-regulatory region sequence-specific DNA binding
Source: RefSeq, a predicted model, not a curated record